Messenger RNA from Marasmius oreades (fairy-ring Marasmius), 504 nucleotides. RefSeq lists its product as uncharacterized. Bases 1 to 504 code for a protein of 167 amino acids. The transcript has 4 exons. NCBI's taxonomy places the organism in Eukaryota, Fungi, Basidiomycota, Agaricomycetes, Agaricales, Marasmiaceae. The record is from RefSeq and is a predicted model, not a curated record.
AUGAUACCCUGGUCAAGCUUUCCCAGGUUCUAUGCACAGGUAGUAGCGGGGUUGUCAUCGAAGGAAAUAAUAAACGGUACGCGGUAUAUUCUGACAGUUCCGCCACUGAUAUCAGAACGCCCGUUGCUUGGUAUCCGAGCUCGCUUCUCGAUCCAAGGUAGUUAUAAGCCCAUCAUUCUUCGAUACCAAUACGACGCGGGUAUCUUCUUGCCUUCCUCAGCAACGAUAAUGCGGUCAGGGGAGAUGUCAAUCGACAAAGCCCACUUUCUUUCUUUAUGGAUGGAAACCUUGCUCUACGGUAUCAACACAGCUCUAUUUUUAAUCCGUCUAUAUGUUCUCUUUCCUUCGAAAAUGCGUUACACAAGGCAUACAGUCUUUCUGGUCACGGCGGUCGCAAUGUACGCGUUAUGCACAGCGCACGUCGUAACCAGCUUCGUCCGUGCUGUCGACGCUUUUUUUGGCGCUGAAGGAGGCGGCGCAUUGAACUAUUAUGGGGAAGCUUGA